Molecule: messenger RNA, 4770 nt
Organism: Zygosaccharomyces rouxii
Lineage: Eukaryota; Fungi; Ascomycota; Saccharomycetes; Saccharomycetales; Saccharomycetaceae
Gene: ARO1
Product: pentafunctional protein ARO1p
Exons: 1
Coding region: 1-4770 (1589 amino acids)
Biological process (GO): chorismate biosynthetic process; aromatic amino acid biosynthetic process
Cellular component (GO): cytoplasm
Molecular function (GO): 3-phosphoshikimate 1-carboxyvinyltransferase activity; shikimate kinase activity; 3-dehydroquinate dehydratase activity
Source: RefSeq, a predicted model, not a curated record
AUGGUUAAGUUUGAAAAAGUGCCCAUUUUGGGCAAAGAAUCUAUCCAUGUCGGUUAUGAUAUCCACACUGACAUGGUUCAGACAAUUAUCAACGAUUGUCGGUCAUCUACAUAUGUGGUAGUCAAUGACACAAAUUUGAGUAAAGUUCCCUACUGCCAAGAUUUCGUUCAAGAAUUAAGGUCUAGUUUACCAGAAGGUUCACGUCUUUUGCAAUAUGCGGUUAAACCAGGUGAAGCCAACAAGACAAGAAGUACGAAGGCCGAUAUUGAAGAUUAUUUGUUAUCGAAGGGAUGUACCCGUGAUACUGUGAUUAUUGCCAUUGGUGGCGGUAUCAUUGGUGACAUGGUUGGAUUUGUUGCAGCUACAUUUAUGAGAGGUGUCCGUGUGGUGCAAGUUCCUACAUCUCUUUUAGCCAUGGUGGAUUCAUCUAUCGGUGGUAAAACCGCCGUGGAUACACCAUUAGGUAAAAACUUUAUCGGUGCAUUUUGGCAACCUCAGUUUGUGCUAGUUGAUGUUAAAUGGUUAGAAACUUUACCCCGUAGAGAGUUUAUUAAUGGUAUGGCAGAAGUGAUCAAGACUGCAUGUAUUUGGAAUGGCCUAGAAUUCGAAAGAUUGGAAUCAAAUGCAGAGCUCUUUUUAAGAGUGGUCAAUGGCUCUAAAGUGAUUAAAGUUAAUGGCUUAAGUACAGGUGAAGUAAAUGACAUUCACUAUACAAACAUCGAAGCCAUGCUAGAACAUACCUUUAAGUUAGUUCUUGAAAGUAUAAAGGUGAAGGCAGAAGUGGUUUCAUCUGAUGAACGUGAAUCAAGUCUAAGAAAUUUAUUAAAUUUCGGCCAUUCUGUGGGUCAUGCAUAUGAAGCUAUUUUGACACCUCAAGCCUUACACGGUGAAUGUGUCUCCAUUGGUAUGAUCAAAGAAGCCGAGUUGUCACGUUAUUUAGGUAUUUUAUCACCUACCCAAGUGUCGCGAUUAACUAAGAUUCUAGCAGCAUACGGAUUACCCAUUUCACCAGAGGAAAAAUGGUUUAAAGACUUGACUUUACAGAAGAAGACACCUUUGGACGUCUUAUUACAAAAGAUGAGUAUCGAUAAGAAGAAUGAUGGUUCGAAAAAGAAAGUGGUUAUUCUGGAGAGCAUUGGGAAAUGUUAUGGUAAAUCUGCUCACUACGUUAAUGACGAAGACCUGAAAUUUGUUCUCACUGAUGAAACUUUAGUCUAUCCAUUCAGCAAUAUUCCUCAAGAACAGGCAAAGACAAUUGUACCUCCAGGCUCAAAAUCUAUUUCAAACCGUGCUCUAAUCUUGGCGGCACUAGGUAAAGGAACUUGCAAGAUCAAGAAUUUGUUACAUUCUGAUGAUACGAAACAUAUGCUUACAGCUGUGCAAGAAUUGAAGGGCGCUUCUAUCACUUGGGAAGACAAUGGUGAAACGGUGGUGUUGGAAGGACAUGGUGGUGAAACCUUAACUGCGUCAGCAGAUCCAUUAUACUUGGGUAACGCGGGCACAGCAUCCAGAUUCUUGACCACUUUGGCAGCUUUGGUAAAUUCUUCAUCUAAGCAGGACUAUGUGGUUCUAACGGGUAAUGCUAGAAUGCAACAGAGACCUAUUGGUCCACUAGUUGAUUCUCUACGUACUAACGGUACCAAGAUCGAUUAUUUAAAGAGCGAAGGCUCUUUGCCACUAAAAAUCUAUACCAGUACUCCUUUCAAAGGUGGUAGAAUCGAAUUGGCGGCUACCGUUUCAUCGCAGUAUGUGUCAUCUGUGUUGAUGUGUGCACCAUAUGCAGAGAACCCUGUCACGUUGGCAUUAGUCGGCGGUAAACCUAUUUCCCAAUUGUACGUGGAUAUGACUAUUAAGAUGAUGGAGAAAUUCGGAAUUAAAGUAGAGGUCUCUACUACAGAACCAUAUACCUAUCACAUUCCUAAAGGCCAAUACACCAAUCCUCCAGAAUACAUCAUUGAAAGCGAUGCUUCUAGCGCUACAUAUCCACUUGCAUUUGCUGCUAUGACUGGUACUACGGUCACCGUUCCCAAUAUUGGUUACGAAUCCUUACAAGGUGAUGCUAGGUUUGCUAUUGAAGUUUUGAGACCAAUGGGAUGUAAAGUUGAACAAACUGCUAACAGUACAACAGUGACAGGACCCCCAACCGGUUCUCUGAGACCAUUAAAACACGUCGAUAUGGAACCAAUGACAGAUGCAUUUUUAACUGCUUCUGUAGUGGCAGCUGUUGCCCACGAUAAUGAUACGGAUUCUGCUAAUGUGACAACCAUUGAAGGUAUUGCUAACCAACGUGUUAAAGAAUGUAAUAGAAUUGAAGCUAUGAGUACCGAAUUGGCAAAGUUUGGUGUUGCCACAAAGGAAUUGCCAGAUGGUAUUCAGAUCCAUGGUAUCAAUUCUCUCGAUCUAUUACAAUUACCUUCAAACUCUACUGGUCCAAUUGGAAUUGAAUCGUAUGAUGAUCACCGUGUGGCCAUGAGUUUAUCACUAUUAGCGGGCAUGGUAAAUUAUUCCAAGAGCCAUCCUGCUGCUGAUAUUAAGCCAGUUAGAAUCUUGGAGAGAAGAUGCACUGGUAAGACUUGGCCAGGCUGGUGGGAUGUACUACACACUGAACUAGGCGCCCAUCUAGAUGGUGCUGAGCCUCUAGGGUACCUAUCUGGUAAGAAGACCAAGAGAAGUGUCGUUUUAAUUGGUAUGAGAGCCGCUGGAAAGAGUACAUUGGGUCGCUGGUGUUCUCAAAUCUUGGGAUAUGAACUCUGCGACUUGGACGUCCUAUUCGAGAAGCAAUAUGCUAAAGGCACCGUGAAGGACUUUGUAGCUGAACAUGGUUGGGAUAAAUUUAGAGAAGCGGAAGCCAACUUAUUCAAAGAGACCGUUGAACAAUAUGGUGACGGUGGUUAUGUUUUUUCCGCCGGUGGCGGCCUCGUGGAGAAUGAAGUCUCCAGAGAACAUCUCAAGAAGUAUGCCUCUGAUGGUGGUGUAGUUUUGCAUCUACACAGAGAUAUUGAAGAGACGAUUGUUUUCCUACAAUCUGAUCCUACUAGGCCAGCAUACAUGGAAGAAAUUAGAGAUGUAUGGGAAAGAAGAGAGAAAUGGUAUAAUGAAUGCAGCAACUUCGCCUUCUUGGCUCCUCACUGCUCUAAUGAGAAAGAAUUCCAACAUCUAAGAAAAUCCUUUGCCAACUACAUCACUGCAAUUACAGGAAACAGGGAAGUUCAAGUACCUAACAAGAGAUCUGCAUUCGUGUGUUUAACAUUCGGAGAUUUGACAGAAAAAGCAAGUGUUCUACCAUCUAUCGUUCGUGGCUGUGAUGCUGUAGAGUUAAGAGUUGACCAUUUGGCCAAGUACGAUAGCCAGUUUGUCAGCAAACAACUGUCCACCCUACGUACUGCAACUAACGAUUUGCCAAUUGUUUUCACUUUGAGGACCAAAAAACAAGGAGGUAAAUUUCCCGAUGAAGAUUAUACCGGAAUGGCAAGGUUGUUCGAUGUGGCUCUCAAGGCUUGUGUUGAGUACAUAGAUUUGGAACUGACUUUACCUAUUGACGUUCAGUACAAGGUUUCUAACACAAAAGGCUAUACUAAGAUCAUAGGUUCUCAUCAUGAUUUUGGCGCUAAAUACCCAUGGAAGGAUCCUGAAUGGGAAAACAGAUACAAUCAGGCCUUAUCUCUCGAUGUCGAUGUGAUUAAGUUCGUCGGUACUGCCACCAAAUUCGAGGAUAAUUUAGCGCUUGAAAGGUUUAGGGAAGAACACAAGUCCAAACCAUUGAUUGCCAUUAACAUGGGUGAGAUUGGUAAAAUUUCUCGUGUGCUCAAUCCAAUCUUGACACCAAUCACAUCAGAACAUUUGCCAAAUUCUUCUGCACCUGGUCAAUUGACGUUGGCCCAAAUUAACAAGAUUUUUGCCUCUAUGGGUGGUAUUACUUCCAAGAAGUUUUUCGUAGUUGGUAACCCAGUGAGCCAUUCUAGAUCCCCCGUUCUACACAAUACUGGUUACAAAUUGAAUGGUCUUCCACACCAUUUCGAUAGAUUUGAAACUGAUUCUGCUCAAGUAGUUAAAGAAACACUUUUAGAUGGUGAACCAAGCUUGGGUGGUCUAGCAGUAACAAUCCCAUUGAAACUAGAUAUCAUGAAGUACAUGAAUCAACUGACGGAUGCCGCAAGAGUCAUCGGUGCCAUGAACACCGUGAUCCCAUUGGGUAAUCAUCAUUUCAAGGGUGAUAAUACUGAUUGGAUUGGUAUCAAACACAGUUUGACAAGUAACGGUGUUCCUGAAAAGGUGUCGAAUGUGGCGGGUCUUGUCAUCGGUGCCGGUGGUACUUCUCGAGCUGCCAUCUAUUCCCUCCACAACUUGGGAUGUCACAGAAUCUUUGUGAUUAACAGAACCGUGUCUAAAUCCAUUGAACUAAGAGACAGCUUCCCUCAAGAGUACAACGUCGUUGCAGCAGAGACUACACAACAAAUUGAUCACUUGAAUGAACAUAUUGGCAUUGCCGUCAGCUGCGUUCCAGCCGACAAGGAUCUCGACACUGAAUUAUUAGCAAAGUUAGAAAGAUUCCUACACAAAGGCAAGCAUAAUUCGUUUGUUCCCACACUAUUGGAGGCAGCUUACAAACCAGAUGUUACACCUGUGAUGAAAUUAGCACAUGACAAGUACCAAUGGCAAGUGGUUCCAGGAAGAGAAUUACUAGUUCACCAAGGUGUAGCUCAGUUUGAAAUCUGGACUGGUGCCAAAGCCCCAUUUCAGGAAAUAUUUAAUGCGGUGACGAGGGAUUAG